AUGUGCGCUGGACCCACCCAACACCGCGGGAGCCUCUUUCCAUUCCAGUGCUUCCUUCUGGGGGCCCUGGUGUUCUUGCUGUCUGCUACAUCCUCUGAAGCCUGUGGUGAGCCACCAAAAUUUGAAACAAUGCAGCUCACUGGCCAAUCUAAACCCCUUUAUGAGGUGGGCGAGCAAGUACAUUACGAAUGUAAACCUGGAUACAAGCGGAACCUCUUUCGACACUUCUUCUACUUGUGGUGCAGACAGCAAUGGUCCUCUCUUUCAAAUUAUGCUUGUUCUAAAAAAUCAUGUCAAGUUCACCCGAAUCCUAUUCAUGGCAAAGUAGCCGUUCCUAAUGGAAGCGUGGAGCUUGAUUCAAAAGUUGAAUUUGUUUGUAAUGAGGGAUUUUACUUAGUUGGUACGAAAGUUCUACAAUGUCAGCUUCAAGGAUCGAAUAUGAGUUGGAGCGGGGAUCCCCCACGAUGCGAAAAGAUUUUGUGUAAAGCGCCUCCACAAAUAAAAAAUGGAAAGUACACCCCAGAAGAAAAGGAAGUAUUUGAAUAUUCUGAAGUAGCAACUUAUACGUUGCGAUAA
Molecule: messenger RNA, 576 nt
Organism: Marmota monax (woodchuck)
Lineage: Eukaryota; Metazoa; Chordata; Mammalia; Rodentia; Sciuridae
Product: membrane cofactor protein-like
Exons: 1
Coding region: 1-576 (191 amino acids)
Biological process (GO): negative regulation of complement activation, classical pathway
Source: RefSeq, a predicted model, not a curated record